Molecule: messenger RNA, 483 nt
Organism: Rhizophagus irregularis DAOM 181602=DAOM 197198
Lineage: Eukaryota; Fungi; Glomeromycota; Glomeromycetes; Glomerales; Glomeraceae
Source: RefSeq, a predicted model, not a curated record
AAAAGAAAAAGAUUAUGGCGUCAAGAUUACCAAAUGAAACUUUACAACAUAUAUUUAGUUACGUAGAAGAUAUCAAAUCAUUAUAUUCGAUUAUUCAAGUAAAUCAUGCUUGGAGUCAAAAUUCCAUCAAAUUUUUAUAUAAAAAACCAUUCCGGAAUGAUAUCAAGUUGAAUAAUCAAAUAGAGAUCAUUUUUAGAUUUUUACCUUUUAUUGAAAAGGACAAGGAUUUAGGUAAACACUUGAGAAAAUUUUUAUUAGACGAAAAUGAUGAUGAUGAAAAUUUAAUAAAUGAUGAUUCACGGGAAAAGGUGGUGGAAGAUUUUGCUUUACCAAAACAUGCUAUGUUUGAUUAUCCUAGUUUUGUUACACAUCUGGAUUUUCAAAAUCUUUUUAGUGUUGUUACAGAAUUUUUCAUUAUAUAUAAAGAAGUAUUUGAUGUUUGGAAAAUAGAAAAAAAAAGACAAGCGGAACAAUCCGAAAGCC